Messenger RNA from Durusdinium trenchii, 1076 nucleotides. The record is from the annotation of a GenBank genome assembly. Lineage: Eukaryota; Dinophyceae; Suessiales; Symbiodiniaceae.
CAUUCCUCACAUGGGUUCAAACUCAUUCAUCACCUGAGCACCUUGGCACCAUGGCUGGGGACCUGGAUCUGCCGCCUCCGGGCCCCUUUCUGCAUUCCGGCCUCUUCCGCAAACGCACCAUCGUUGAGGUCCAUCGCUGUGUGCAGCGCUUGAAGAGUGGGGAGGAUGUGCGGGAGGUCCUUGACCGCCUGGGUGACUUCGUGGUGGAUGGCCAAGUCCUACAACAGACCAGCAUCGCUCAGGAAGUCAAGAAAUUCUCGAACAGCUCAGAUGCGGAGAUCGCUCAAAUGUCCAAAGACCUGCGAGCACAGUGGAAGGAAGACUGGCUGCUGAGAGAACAGGCUGUGAAGGGCUUUGCGGAGCGUGGUGGCCUCGACAAGCGGCAGAGCCGCGAAAUGGAGGAGGCAUUGUUCAACUCUUGCUGUCCACUGGGCUUUCUGGAUGGUGAGGAGAAAAAGGUCUACACCAGACAGUACAAGAGGCUUUGCACGCUGCUGAGCGCCAGUGGCCCCGGGAGCCUGGCGAAACGCCUCAAAUCGCAAGAACUCAUGGCGUGUCAGGUGCCCGGCAUGUCCGACGAGGAGCUCCGCAGCCCGGAGCAGCAACAGCAGCUGGUGGCGGCACGCAGCGAAGGGCUGCAGGGGGCCUUGUUGAUGCGCUCGGACACCGCCUUCGCCGCGACCGAGGACUACAUGUGCGGGAAGUGUAGCUCCCAGAACUGCAGCCGCCAAGAGGUCCAGACGGGCUGGCACAAUGACCACCAAGAUGCGACUCUCUUCGUUCAUUGCCUUGAUUGCGGGCAUCGCUGGAAGGAGUCCGACGAUCAUGGCUUAGCGAGCUGAGCGAGCUCUGCGGUUGAGCGAAAGCCCGGAAGCUUCGGGUCACCAUACUUCCUGAGAGCAAUGGCCUAAUGGCAUUCUAACCUAAUAGCAAUGGCCUCCAGCCUAGAAUUGAUGGCCUCCAACCUAGAAGCAAUGGCCUCCAGCCUCAAUAGCGAUGGCCUCCUAUGUACAUAGCAAAAGAAGAGGAGGUCUUGGUUGCCGAUGGUGUUUGAGGAAAAGACCGGUCGAUGUGAC